Xyrauchen texanus (razorback sucker) is the source of this 3031-nucleotide messenger RNA. RefSeq names its product golgin subfamily A member 6-like protein 22. Gene Ontology annotation, molecular function: GTP binding. The record is from RefSeq and is a predicted model, not a curated record. The transcript has 5 exons. NCBI's taxonomy places the organism in Eukaryota, Metazoa, Chordata, Actinopteri, Cypriniformes, Catostomidae. Bases 133 to 2859 code for a protein of 908 amino acids.
AGGUCAGACUCUCUAUAUCAGUGUUAUUAAUAGUGUAUAACAGCAGGAAUAUCAGUAGAUCAUCUCUGAUAAUCAGUUAUAGAGAAGAUGAUGAAGUGAAGACUGAAGAAACACACUGAACACAAUAUCAACAUGUCCAGCAGAGACAGCACAGAAAUGAAGAGAAACCAAAGUCCACCUGAUGAUCGUCCCAACAAAAUGAAGAGAAACCACAGUCCACCUGAUGAUCGUCCCAACAUGUCGAAGAUUAGCAGGUCUGAAAAACACAAACUGAAUCUGGUGUUGUGUGGAAGUGAUGCAGAUCUGAAGACCUCCGUAUCAAAACUCAUAAGAGGGAUAAAGACUUCAACAUCAGGACAAAGGUCCAGCUCAGAGUGUGUGAAGAGAGAAGGGGAGGUGUGUGGACGUCUGAUCACUCUGGUGGAGCUUCCAGCACUUUCUCAGAUCUCAGAAGAGGAAGUGAUGCGUCAAUCUCUCCACUGUGUGUCUCUCUGUGAUCCUGGAGUUCAUGUUUUCAUCCUCAUUAUUCCUGUUGGUGCACUCACUGAUGAAGACAGAGCAGAAAUAGAGAAGAUCCAGAAGAUAUUUUAUUCAAGAGAUCACUUCAUGGUGCUUUUCACCUCUAGAAUCCCUGUUAAUGAACCUUUGAUUGAUUUUGCUAAAUCUAUCAUAAAUUCUCAGAGUCUCUGUGGAGGUCGACACAAAGUGAUGGGGUUAAAAGAACAUGACAACACCAAACAGAUCCCAGAACUGCUGGAUUAUAUAGAGAACAUGAAGACUGAACCCUAUUCACUUCAGAUGUAUGUGAGAGCUCAAGAGAAGAGAAGAAUAGAUGAAACAGAGGAGAAAUAUAAAGAAGAACUGAAGAGAAUGGAGAAUGAAAUCAAAGAACUACAAGAGAAGCUUCUGAGAUACGGUGCUGAAGGUGAACCAGAAGAUCUGAAGUGUCUGCGAUUUGUGCUGAUCGGGAGGACAGGAAGUGGAAAGAGUGCGACAGGAAACACUAUUCUAGGGAGAAAAGAGUUUGAUACUGAAUUCAGCUCAGUUUCAGUGACGAGUGUUUGUCAGAAGGGAGUUGGUGAAGUUGAUGGUAAAUCAGUAGCUGUUGUAGAUACUCCAGGACUGUUUGACACGUCACUGUCAAAUGAACAAGUGAUGGAUGAACUAGUGAAAUGUGUUUCACUGUCAGCACCUGGACCUCAUGUCUUCAUCAUCGUGUUGCGUUUGGGAAGAUUCACUAAGGAAGAGAUGGACACUUUACAUCUGAUAAAGAAGAUCUUUGGUCCAAAAGCUGCUCAGUUCAGUAUUGUUCUGUUCACCAGAGGAGAUGAGUUGGGAAAAACAUCUAUACAAUCAUUCAUAGAGAAGAGUGCAGAUCUCAAGAAACUGAUCAGAGACUGUGGAAACAGAUACCUGGUCUUUAAUAACAGAGAAGAACGAGACCGAACUCAAGUCUCACAUCUGUUGAACAUGAUAGAGCAGAUAAUCAGCAACAACACAGGCAGAUAUUUCACUAAUGACAUGUUUGAUGAGGCAGAGAUGUCCAUUAAAAAGAGAAUGGAGGAAAUAUUAGAAGAGAAAGAGAGAGAAAUUCAGGCUCAGAAAGAGGAAUUAAAAGUCAAAUAUGAGAUGGAAAUGAAAGACAUGAUGAAGAGACUGGAGGAAGAGAAACAAAAGAAAGAAGAGGAAAGAGUGCAGAUGGAGAACAAGUUCAGAGAAAAAGAGGAAAGUCUCAGAAAACAGUUUGAAGAGAAAGAAAAAACAAAACAGAAGAAACGAGAGAUGGAGGAUCAGAAACGAUCAGAAGAGGAAAAACAACAGAAAGAUGAAUAUAAUAAAACAAUGGGAGACAUGAAGAGAGAGAUUGAAAAUCAGAGAUCACAGUAUGAAAAACAGCAGAAAGAAAGAGAAGAAGAAGAUAGAAAGAAAGAAGAGAAAUACAAACACGAUCAAGAAAAGAUUAAAAAUGAGCAAGAACGAAUCAUAACAGAAUUAAAAAUGAAACAAGAAAAGGAAACAAAAAAGAGAGAUUCAGAGGAACGAAAGAGGAAAAUACAAGAAGAGAAAGAAAGAAAAGAAUGGGAGAGAAAAAUAAAAGAGGCUGAAAAUGACAGAAAAGAGUUUCAAGAGGACAUUAAACGACAACAGAGAGAAUGGGAGGAUGAAAAGAAAAGACAGAUGAGUAAACGAGAGGAAGAAGAAAGAAAGAGAAGAGAGAGACACGAGAAACAGCUGAGAGAAAAACAAGAAGAAAUGAAGAACAUGAGAAAGAAAUUUGGCAGAGAGAGAAAAGAAGAAAGACAGAAGAGAGAGGACGAGAGACAACAAGAGAGAAGAGAGAGAGAACAGAAAGAGAGAGAAUAUGAACAGAUGAAAGAUGAAAUGAAAAGACAUUAUGAGCAGCAGGAACGAAAGAUGAAAGAGGAGUGGGAGAGAAGAAAACGAGAGGAUGAUGAGAGGAGAGAAGAAGAGAGAAAGAAAUGGGAGAAAAAGAUUGAAGAUCUGAAACAAGAGCGAGAGACAGAGAUCAAGAGAAGAGAUAAAAAGGAGAGAGAAAGAAGAGAAAGAGAAGAAAAACAGCGUGAAGAAAUGAAACAGAAACAUGAAGAAGAAAUGCAGAAGAUCAAGAAGAAACAUGAAGAUGAAGCCAGAAAACAAGCAGAAGAAUUGAAUGAUUUCAGAGAGAGAAAAGAGAAACAUGUUCAAGAACUCAAAGAGAUGCUCGAAGAACAUCAAAAACAACGUGAAUUACUGGAAAAACUGCAUCAACACUUCAAAGAUGAAAAAAGUGAAGAAGUGAAAGAGCUUAAAGAAGAAAUUAAUGAACUGAGAAAUAAGUCAUAUUGUGUCAUUAUGUGAAACUUUAUGAAUUAAAGAUUCUCUGAUUAUAAUUAAUGCUUAUUAAUUACACAAAAAUGACACAAAAAGUACACAAUGCACAGAAUAAGCAUUUAUUACUAGUGCAUUGUGUCUUUAUACUGUAUGAAUCAGAGCAUAUCUUAAAAACAAAUGAAACGAAAUAAAGAACUUC